Molecule: messenger RNA, 2117 nt
Organism: Rhineura floridana
Lineage: Eukaryota; Metazoa; Chordata; Lepidosauria; Squamata; Rhineuridae
Gene: TLCD4
Product: TLC domain containing 4
Exons: 8
Coding region: 428-1219 (263 amino acids)
Biological process (GO): lipid homeostasis
Cellular component (GO): membrane; endoplasmic reticulum
Source: RefSeq, a predicted model, not a curated record
GUCGUCCCACAUUACAACCGUGCACAGCUGGCCAGCGUGGCGGAUUUGUUGGCUUUUCAUCAACGGCGUUCAAUGGGCGGCCAGGAGGCGGUGGUUAAUUUAGGGCUUAGCUGCCGGCUUUCCCUUCACAUCCAGGAGGCGGUGAAGACGGCGACGCGGUCCCUUUAAGGCCGAGGAUGGCGUAACGCGAUCCCGCAGUGAGUGCCUGUCAAGGCUGCCGCAGUAGCAGCAGCAAACAGCAGCAGUAGUUUCCACCGAAGAAGCACCCUGUGUGGGCGUGAGGGGGGCUCUCCCCGCCGCUGGGACCCGCGAGGAAAGAUGGGAGGGCCAGGCAAGCGGUCGCUGUAAGCCCUCUCAGACUGUCACUACGGGGAGGAGUUCUUGUAAUUUCCAACUGCUGAAUGUACAGGAUGGAUAAGGCUGAAGAAUGAUGGCUGCAUUCAAUAAACUCAAUUUGGGUGUUGCCGUUAGCAGUUUUGCUAUAUCUCAACUUCUCUUCCAUGUGCUAAGUUCUUGGAUUUCUGCACGUGUAACUUCUGGUUUUAGUAAUCUUGAUCAAAAGAAGAAGAUUGAAUGGAAUUCAAGGACAGUAUCAACAUUCCAUGCCUUGGUGGUUGGAUUAUUUUGUUUGUAUAUUUUAUUAUAUGAUGAAGCUGUUAAUGGCGACCGUGUUUGGGGUGAUCCUUCUACAGUGCAACUAAAUCUUGCUAUUACUUCAGGCUACCUCAUUUCAGAUUUGUUGCUUAUUAUUUUCUACUGGAAGGCGAUUGGGGAUAUAUAUUUUAUAAUUCACCAUUUAGUAGCUCUGUAUGCUUACUCCUUUGUACUGGGUAGAGGACUGCUGGCAUAUUUUGCUAAUUUUCGUCUGCUUGCAGAAUUCUCUACUCCUUUUGUGAAUCAGCGAUGGUUCUUUGAAGUCCUGGGGUAUUCCAAGGCUUCAAAAGCGAACAUCAUCAAUGGACUCCUAAUGACAAUUGCGUUCUUCCUAGGGAGGAUCAUAGUUAUCCCAAUUUAUUAUUCCAAUGUUGCUACUGAGUUUGGAACAGAAGCUUUCCACAAACUGGGAUUUGCAGCUCAAAGCGCCUGGUUUAUUUCCAGCAUUGUCUUGGAUGUCAUGAACUUAAUGUGGAUGGUCAAAAUUACAAAGGGAUGUUACAAAGUUAUUUGUCUUAUUGGACAAGGAGAAGCCAAAACUAAUAAGAAUGGCAAAUCUAACUAGAAGACCUUUAAUGAUGACAACACUCUUUAACAGCAACUUUGGGUUCAUCAAAAGAACAAUGCACACUGUUCCCAUGAAAACAUCCUGUAAAGGAAAUAAGGUAUUACCUCUGUUAAAUUUAGCCUUCCAUUUGGCACACUGCCUGGGCACCCAGAGCUACUUUAUGUGAAGACUUGCAUUGUGUGAAUGGGAAACAAUAACAUGCUGGGUAUAUCAACCUUGGCAGUGUGUUCUAAGCACUUAAUAGACAAAUGAACCCACAAAGGAACAAACUUUUCAAGCACUAUGUUCCUAUGAAUUUUCACUCAGGUUUCUUAGACUGAUGUGUUUUUAAUGCCUGUGAAUGUCAGGAUCUUUGGUUUACAUUCUGCUAAUAUGACAACUUUCCUGGCAUGUUUCUCUGCUUUCUUAAUGUUUGAUGUUCAUAACUGAGGUUUCAUCUUUUGCAACUUUUUUACUUUUUUGCAAGAAUUUUGUUUUGAGCCUAUAAUCUUUUAAAGCAUUUUCUGCUGCCUACUGUACAUGCACAUGACUUGGGAUUUAUAGAACAAUUUUACAUAAACAUAUAAAUUAGAAUUUGAGUUUUUUCUUUUUUAAAAAAUCAGUUACUUAUAUUGAUUCUUGUUGUACAUAAAGGAUAGCUACAGGUCCCCCCCUCAACUUUUUUUUUAAAGUAUCUGAAUUCCAGCAUAAGCUAGCAUGGUAAACAGUAUGGACAUAAGAAAAUUCUUGCACCAGUGUUCUUCUUUAUCAUGGCUAUUGGGACCUAUAUCUAUUUUUAAUGUAGUGUCAUAUAACUAAAAGAUUUCUGUGGUGUGUGAACAACUGAAGGAGUGAAAAUUUAAUGAAUUUGGAAUAUGUAAAUUGUCAUAAAAACCAUUGUGCUUGUUAUGAAAAA